GCUCACUGGAGAGGAGAGCAUAACGCCCGCUGUUGCUGUCGCAGUUGCAGAGGGAGAGAGCAGUUGCUCGUUCCUUCGCUCGUCUCCCGUUCCGUGUCCCUCCGGCGGAUCACCGUUGGCGAUGGCGACGGCGAUCCCGUCCCUGCUCGCGGCGCUGCUGGCCGGCUGCGUCAUCCUCGCGGUGCCGACGACGGCGACGGACCACGUCGUCGGGGGCUCGCUCUGGUCCAUCCCCACAAGCAGCGACUACUACCGCAACUGGGCGGGCAACACGACGAUCUUCGUCGGCGACAACCUCGUGUUCAGGUUCGACGCGGGGAUGUACGACGUGGUGGAGGUGGGGGGCUGGGAGUACAAGGCCUGCUCGUGGGUGGACCAAUACUCGGACACCUUGAAGAGCAGCCCCGCCGUGUUCCACCUCGACUUCGCCGGCGUCAAAUACUACGUCUGCACCAUCGGCAACUACUGCUCCCUCGGCGUCAAGAUCUGGGUCUCGGUCCAGCAGGCCUAGCACAGCACGGUGCCUCUCGCCCUGCAAUCUCUGCAGUAAUAAACUCCUUUCAACUGCUACUCCUGUUUUCUUCUACGUAGUAUGUUAUUCCAAUAUAAUGGAAUUGUGCUUAGGUCGACAAUAAU
Molecule: messenger RNA, 636 nt
Organism: Triticum aestivum (bread wheat)
Lineage: Eukaryota; Viridiplantae; Streptophyta; Magnoliopsida; Poales; Poaceae
Product: cucumber peeling cupredoxin-like
Exons: 2
Coding region: 122-511 (129 amino acids)
Cellular component (GO): plasma membrane
Molecular function (GO): electron transfer activity
Source: RefSeq, a predicted model, not a curated record